Molecule: messenger RNA, 1074 nt
Organism: Hipposideros armiger (great roundleaf bat)
Lineage: Eukaryota; Metazoa; Chordata; Mammalia; Chiroptera; Hipposideridae
Gene: POMC
Product: proopiomelanocortin
Exons: 3
Coding region: 124-909 (261 amino acids)
Biological process (GO): regulation of corticosterone secretion
Cellular component (GO): secretory granule; extracellular region
Molecular function (GO): hormone activity; G protein-coupled receptor binding
Source: RefSeq, a predicted model, not a curated record
AGAAGAGAAAGAAGGGAAGAAAAGUGAAGGACGGAGAGAGGCCGCCGAGCACCCUCUCUGCCGGGCAGCGGGAGUCGCCCAGACAGCAGCCUCUCUGCGACAGAGCCGCAGCCUGCCUGGAAGAUGAGGAGAUCGUGCGGCGGUCGAUCGGCAGCCCUGCUGCUGGCCUUGCUGCUUCAGGCCUCCAUGGAAGUGCGUGGCUGGUGCCUGGAGAGCAGCCAGUGUCAGGACCUCACCACGGAAAGUAACCUGCUGGCCUGCAUCCGGGCCUGCAAGCCCGACCUCUCGGCCGAGACGCCCGUGUUCCCCGGCAACGGCGACGAGCAGCCGCUGACCGAGAACCCGCGGAAGUACGUCAUGGGCCACUUCCGCUGGGACCGCUUCGGCCGCCGAAACGGCAGCAGUGGCGGCGGCGCGGGCCAGAAGCGCGAGGAGGAGGCGGCGGCGCCGGGCGACGGCGGCGGCGGCCCCGGGCUCCGCGGCGAUGGCGCCGAGGCGGGCCUGCGUGAGGGCAAGCGCUCCUACUCCAUGGAGCACUUCCGCUGGGGCAAGCCGGUGGGCAAGAAGCGGCGCCCGGUGAAGGUGUACCCCAACGGCGCCGAGGACGAGUCGGCCGAGGCCUUCCCCCUGGAAUUCAAGAGGGAACUGGCCGGGGAGCGGCCCGAGCCGGCGCUCAGCCCCGAGGACGCGGCGGCCCGCGCCGACCGGGAGCACCGCCUGGCCGCGGCGUCGGAGGCCGAGGCGGUGGCGAAGGACGAGGGGCCCUAUAAGAUGGAGCACUUCCGCUGGGGCAGCCCGCCCAAGGACAAGCGCUACGGGGGCUUCAUGACCUCCGAGAAGAGCCAGACGCCCCUGGUGACGCUGUUCAAAAACGCCAUCAUCAGGAACGCCCACAAGAAGGGCCAGUGAGGGACCAGGGUCUCCUCUCCCCGGGGACGUCGACCCUCAAGCCCCCUCGCCUCGCCUGCCUGCCGCCUCCCGGCUUGGGUGUGCUGCUCGCUCGGGGUGGGGGCGGCGGAGAGGCAGCCCGUGAACAGCUGUCUGUUGUUAGGAAAUAAAACCUUUCACGUUUCA